GGAUGGGAGAAGACGAAGACAGAGAGUGGAAGAGUUGAGAUGUGUGAGAGCUGAGGCGGACACUAAAACACCGAGGAUCUGUCCGUUUUCUCCGCAUCACGUCUGUUCCCACCUGACGUGAAACAGACCGCCCUCUUCCUCCCUAAUUUCAUCCCUUCACACGACACACACUCACACACACUCACACACACACACGGAUCUGGAGAGAGCGGAUAAAUGUGGACCGCAGUGUCUCAUUUGCAGCAUCUCAUCAUCAGUGGGAGACAGACGCUGCUGCUGCUGCUCCAGAGAUAACAUCACAGUAUCUGGUAUGAAGAAUAGGGAGGUGUUGGAGGUGUCCCACGGGCAUGUUUGUCCUCUGGCCGUUCAGCCUGUGUGUCUCUGCUCUGCACACAGACACUCUGGGAGGCAGAAGAAAGACUGUCUAAAAAUAAACUGACACGCACCACCAGCAGAAAAACAAACUGACGGAUUGAAGAAGAAGAGGACAAAGAAGAUCUCCCCUUUUGUUUUUGUCUCUUUCACCCCAUCUGUCCCUCCCUCUCUCUCUGCUCCAUUUCUGUGUGUCUGUCCUCAUUACGGCCUGAGAGGAGGUCAUGUCCCAGUCUGGAAAAGUCCUUCAUUUGUAUGUAGAAGUGAGGUCUGCCCCAGAUCAGAGUGGAGGGAAGGAAGGGAUAGCUCAGGGGCAUUCGGUUCAGGACAGCCCAGCGGAGCUCCUGUCUCAGCUAGCGAGCCAGACAGCAGUCACCAAGACCUCCACGGCUCACCGUCUGGUUCAGGACUGCACACAGUCUCCUUCUAGAAACAGCUUUCAGCCCCAGCAAGCCAGCAGCUCCCCUAAAGUCGCAAAGCAUCGGAGUGCACCUUGUGAUGGAGUGUCGGCCAUCCACUCACCACCAAUGAUGCCCUCUUCUGGAAAGGUCACGCACACGCCUCCCAACUGCAGGAGGUUUAAGGAGGAGGAGGUCAGUGAUGGUACGCGGUCUGUCGUCACCUUCAGCUACAUCGAGAAGUCGAAUGUGAAGACCGUAGACAGUCCACGCAACUCUGUGUGCGAGAGACGGACCAGAGAGGAGAGAUCCACCCCCUCUCACUUUCGUAAAAGACUCAGCGACCCAGUUUGGUUUGGGAGUCCCGAUUCAUCGUGCAGCUCCAGUCCCAAGCUGACUUUCCGAUCUCCAGGAAGUCACCAGCAGAUGUUCUCUCCCGGCCUUCGCCAACCAGCCUUGGACCCCAUCGGCAGGGCAGCUACCCAGAGGGCUGUGGAGGAGUUUGGCUCCCCUCUGCUGAGGAUCAAACUAGCCCACGCGCUCGAGCAAGCCUCAUCCUCACGCUACAGCCGACAGCCGCGCUGUCAGUCCUGGGCUGGGUCUCCGGUUCAGCGUCCGAACAUAAACCUCAAAGACCGUGUCGCAGAUAGGAGCCAGGCUGUUUGUGGGCUGCCUCGGAGCCCCGCGUCAGACCAGCUGUGCUCCCAGUCCAGGCAGACUCCUCACUCGAAGCCCUGUGUCGAGAUCCAGAGUCCUCUUCACUGGUCAGGAGAGGACAGAGCUGUGACAGGAAGUCCAGCUGCAAAAAGACACGUUCACAUGUCCAGCAAUAGGAGCACUUCACCGCAGGGAGCAAUCCUUCAACUUGGCAAUAAUGUAGUUGAGGGCUUGAACCAGUUAAGUGACAGUAAAUCCUCCUCUCCAGCUCACAGCCCUGAGGUUGCCCGCAGGCUAGCAGAGGAGGCAACCAAAGUAUCUUCUAUUUUCACAGAGGCGAGACGGUCCUCACUGCACAACGCUUUAGGUGAGCCUGCUGGAGAAUUCCACAGUCCAGCUCCAAACGCACAACAGUCUAAGCAAACGCUUAAGAUGAACAUCCCUUUAAACGACCAACUCACGCCAGCAACUGACAACACAGACUCUCACCAGCCUGAAAACUCCGUCAUGCAAUCACAUGAAACAAACUCUAACUAUCAGACACACCUGGAGGACUGCGUUCAGAAGUCCAGCUCAAUUUUAUCAGCGGCUCCGAGUUCCCCCGCCAUUCCUUCACGCGUCCUCCGUCCCUCGCAUCCUCCCACUGAGCUCAGCUCUCCCAUGAGGGACCCCAGGCUAUUCCAAGCUGAGCUACGAGCACCGGAUACCCCCACCCUGCAUCGCCAUCAGCUCCCACAGUACGCCAGAGAGUCCUGGUCCCCGUGCCUGGACAAGAGAGGAGACUUGAGCUGUUUCGAGAGAGGGGACUGCACUGAGCUCGCUCGCAGGCUCUUCAUCAAUCAGAGCGUUGAGGAGGCUCCAGUCAGUUGGACGUCCAGGCAGCAGUGGGGGAAUCAGGUGGAGAGCAGCCCGAGGCCGAGCCCUGAGCCUGGAUUUGGGUCUAUAAAUAAUCAAACGUCUGAUCGUCAGUCGAGUCGCCGUCACAGGCCGCUCAGUCCCACGGCCCAGCAGAAACGGGCUGAGCAGAGGAGAAGAGAGAUCCUGCUGCUGGGACCAGUGGCGCUGGACUCUGCAGAGGAGGACGAGGGUUGUGAUGAAGAGGGACAGGGCAACGAGAUGGAGAGAUAUGAGGCAGAGCAGCAGAGGGUGGAGGAGCCUGCAGAGGCGGAGCAGAACGGAGCGAUGGGAGGGUCGUCCUCGCGGAGCUCCAGUGGGGUGACGGGCAGCUUGGGGGACAGGGACUGUGUGUCCCCCGAGUCCAGUCAGUCCAGUCACCAGAGCAACGAGACCGGGGCCGCCACCUCAGGAAUACAGACGGACAGUGGCUGUGCAGUCCCCGUGCCCUCGCUCCACUGUCAGAGGAUCGCUCGUGCCAAGUGGGAGUUUUUAUUUGGGACCCCUGCUGAGGAGGCUGCUGGCAGGGGGGAGAAAAAUUCUCUGGAGACCUCCACAGCUCCUCCCAGCGGUAACUCCAGCGAGUCUCCCACCCCGACUCCCCCUUCCUCCCUCCCUCUGCUUUCUGCCAAUCACGAGGUGCAGCACGUGGAGGUCGAGCUGGUGACCCCACCUCCCGCCGUUAUCGGGACGUCACCCAAAACCGGCAUCAUUCGCCGGACGUUAAAAUACUCAGAAACGGACCUGGACGCCGUCCCACUGCGCUGCUACAGAGAGACAGACAUAGACGAGGUGCUGCUGGCUGAGCAGGAGGACGCCGAUUCAGCGUUCGGGAGUAACCGCAGCGUGCAGGGCACCUCGGGGACAGGCAGCAGCCCACUGGGGGGGCUGGCUUAUGGGAGGACAGAUGGGGAGGAGGGAGAGGAGAGAAGAGGAGGAAGGGAGGAUGGGGAGGAGGAGGAAGAUGAAGAGGAGGAGGAGGAAGAGGAAGAGAUGGUGAGCUGGGCCAGUGUGAGGAUGCAGGGAGACAGCAGGAAGCAGCAGUAUGCAGCUCAGGAGGAGCCAGAGGUGUUUGGACACCUUCUGAAGAGACCCAUGGAGACAUUUUUUGACAACCACCACCCGGCCCUGAAAUCCCCCAUCCUGGUCUCCGGUCCUCGCUGUGCCACGGAGGACACCUUCAGCCGCCACUUUGAGAGCAUCAUGGAGUCCCACAGAGCCAAAGGCACGUCGUACAACAGCCUGGACAGUGAGGAGCUGCUGACCUCGAGCACGCAAACCGUCCUGACCUUUGACCUGCCCACAUUGACCCCUGCCAUCCACGGGCCGGUCUGCCAGAGCGCCAGGCAGAUCGUCCAGCUCAGCUUCGCCCCGCUGGCGCACGACGAGAGGCCCAGUCUGUCUGAUUCCAUCUUCACCAUGACGGGGGACUCGGACGCCACCCGAGCCCCCUCCAGCGAGAGGCUGAGCAGCGGGUCAGAAGACACGCCACCAAGAGGACGACAGUGUUCACAGCUGGGCAGCAGCUGGUACAGCAACCUGUCUUUCUCAUUACCAAGCAGGGACAAGGCUCGCCUGGCGACAGAUUCGGAGCUGGACCAGGACCUCAGUGACCGGCUGGGUCUGGGCAGCAGUGACACCCUCACCAAUGGCAGCCACCGUGCCGACGUGGCAGCCGCCAGACGCCUCGCCAAACGUCUCUUCAACUUGGACGGCUUCAGGAAGUCCGAUGUGGCGCGUCACCUCAGCAAGAACAAUGACUUCAGUCGUAUGGUAGCAGAGGAGUAUCUGAGUUUCUUCAACUUCACAGGACUCGGUCUCGACCAGGCGUUACGGACUUUCCUGAGGCAGUUUGCUCUGAUGGGAGAGACUCAGGAGAGAGAGAGGGUGCUGUCACACUUCUCCAAACGUUACUGGGACUGCAACCCAAAGGUCAUACCGUCAGAGGAUGCAGUUCACACUCUCACCUGUGCCCUGAUGCUGCUGAACACUGAUCUACACGGUCAGAACAUUGGUAAGAGGAUGUCGUGCACGCAGUUCAUUGGCAACCUGGAGGGACUGAACGACGGCCAAGAUUUUCACAAGGAUCUGCUUAAAGCUCUCUACAACUCCAUCAAGAAUCAGAAGCUGCAGUGGACGCUUGACGAGGAAGAGCUGCGGAAGUCGUUUUCGGAGCUCGGGGACAGCCUGUGUGACUCCACCGCCUCCAGAUCUGUGAAGGGGGAGGGCAGCAGCGGGAGGACGGAGGAGACGCAGCCGACCGGAUCACUGCUGUACAAGAAUGGGUUCCUGGUUCGCAAAGUCCACGCAGACUCAGACGGCAAGAGAACACCAAGAGGGAAAAGAGGCUGGAAGACCUUCUAUGCCAUCCUGAAAGGGUUAAUCCUCUACCUGCAGAAAGGGGAGUACAGGCCUGAUAAACAGCUGUCUGAGGAGGACCUGAAGAACGCCGUGUCUAUCCACCACUCUCUGGCCAUGAAGGCUUCAGACUACAGCAAGAGGCCCAACGUUUUCUACCUGCGCACCGCUGACUGGAGGGUGUAUCUCUUCCAGGCACCGAACGCGGAGCAGAUGCAGUCUUGGAUCACACGGAUCAACACGGUGGCCGCCAUGUUUUCAGCCCCUCCUUUCCCAGCAGCCAUCGGCUCGCAGAAGAAGUUCAGCCGGCCGCUGUUGCCGGGGACGAUGUCAAAGCUGUCGGAGGAGGAGCAGAUCAGAUCCCAUGAAGCUCGCUUCAGAACCCUCUCCACUGAGCUGGCCGAGCUGCGCUCCUACCCUCCUGAUCGCAAGGUCAAAGGGCGCGAGCUGGAAGAGUACCGGCAGCGAGACGAGUAUCUGGAGUUUGAGAAAACACGGUACGGCACUUACGUCAUGCUGCUGCGGGCUAAAAUCCGGAGCGGCGAGGAGGACCUGUCUGUGUUUGAGUCCCAGCUGCUGGAGGACAACGGGCUGCAGAGGGCUCACUCCAGCCCCACGCUGCAGGACAGCAGCCAGGCCAGCCAGAUCAGCCAGGCCAGCAGCACCAGGGACGGAGGCAACAGCAGUAAAGCCAGCGGCUGCAGCAGCAAGCUUCGACAGGAAGGCCAGAGACACAGCUACCGGCAGGCCGUCAAGAAGUGAGACGGGGCGGGGGCGCCGGGAGCGGCACAGCGUUGCACUGCCAGCGGCAGGCUGUCUCCCUGCAUAGGUUUUUAUUUGAGAUCCAGAGGGUUUGGAGCUCUGCUUGAAGGGGGAGCAGGAGUGAGGGUCCACCCCACGCCCUCCCCCGAACCAUGACGCCCUACCCGGCACCCCAAUCUUCUCAUCGAACAGAGGAGGUGCAGAUCCUGUGAGUGGCUGAGAAACACCAGCGAGGACGUUGGUGCAGGAGGUGGGAGGAACGGCUGGGAGGUCACAGGUCUGCAGAGACGAGGUGUCUUUGAGAACUGGGUGCGGCAGCAGACUGAACUGUGCAGCGAGAUCCAGAGAAGUGCUUAUAGAUCGAACACGGCACCACACGGGGACGUACAUCCAGCAUCCUUUCCUUUUCUCCCCUUUGGUUCUUCGGAGGCACCUCUCCCGCCACCUUCUCCCGCCACCUUCUCCCGCCACCUUCUCCCGCCUUUUUUCUUGACCUUUCACUCAGUUUUGGGACCAAACAUUUUAGAACAUCACAUUUUAGACGACUCAGUUGAAUUACUACACUGACAUGAAGCGCUGUAACAGUCACUAGACUUCAUCACCAGGGUCUUACGGAGCCAUUUUACAUUCCAGCUCCUUGUUUUUGCCACAUCACCGCGGUGUGUUCACAUUCCACACAGGAGCCGGACAUCACAGCUUUUAGCUCACUGAAGGUGGCAUCAAGUUGGGACGGUGCACAACACGUGGUGAGGAAGUGUUGAGGUGUGGCUGCGGAACACGGUGACACGGUGCAGCUCCUCUUUUCUCUCGUCACUGACGGCUGGUUCGAGGCGUCAGUGGAACUUGACACUACUCCUGAUAUGCAGCAAAAUGCAUCUCAUCUAGAGACUUUUGUUUUGUUGCUCUACUUGAACAGGCGAUCUCUUUCCCAGUUGCUUUGGCUUCUGUCCCGUGGCGUGCUUCUGUUCUCUUUCUAUUUCUUGGCCGAAUGUUGUUUUUCUCCAGUGAUCCGCAUGCCUGCAUCCAGCACUGCUUCUUUUAGGCCUUUUACUACUUUGAGGGCAGCAAACGUUGCUCUCCGGGGUCCUUUUUCUCCUCAUGCCGGUGCCAUAGCCAACACAUGUAAUCUGCGUCUGUACUUAUAGCCUCUCAUUUAUAAACCCUAUUUUAACACUCACCAGGCAGACCCUGAAUGUUCUUGUUUUUUCAAUAUUUUUACGGUAUUUUACAGUCGUUUGUUGAUGUUGAACCUCCUGUGUACGUCAAGUGUAUGAUGAAAUAUGAUAUUGAAAAUGUAAAAUAUGUUACCCAUACUCUUUGUAAACAUCCAGGAUGUGUUGUACAUAUAUAUAGCGCACCGUCAGCUUAUAUUGUAGGAUAUAUGAAGUAUAUAUAUUUACAAUAUAUUCAAACACGCUAUUGUGAAGAUGCAUUAGGUGCACUCUCUUGUAAGUCCUAAAAGCGCUACACGAUAAUCAUGUGUUUAUUUCUUACAUGGUAAUAAUUCAGCACAAUAUGAGUAUUAUAGUGACGCCUAUGUACCUAUCAGAGAUUAGUAAGUGAUGGAGGGGUUGUGACGGGGUCACACACACACACACACACACACACACACACACACAUGUGGCGGUGAAAUAAAGCUAAGUCAUGUGAUUUCAGCCGCUGUGGGAAGUGAUCCAAAGACAGCGCAUGGUUGGCUAGCAUGAUUUUAAAGGGAUCAGGGUUGUUGUCAGAGAUGCAUGAAAAAGGUGGGGAAUGUAUUACACACAAAAAAAAAAGGGAGGAGCUCCUGGUGUAGGAGGGUGAGGGCGGCCUGGUUUAUGUUUUGGUUGGUAGCCAUAAACGCCUCAUAGCAUCAUAGCCAUUCUCUACUCAGGCUUUAAAGUGACACCUUGAGCAGCUGCAGCGCCGGCGUCCAACCAGCAGGGAGAGCUGUCCACAUUUUUUCAGCCAUAAUCACACCUGCUGCACCUGCAGUGAAUAUGCAUGGCCACUCACCUGAAGGGUGGGGGCGGGUAUCGCAGGGCUAAAUGACACAACACCUGUUUGAGUUUGUUUCAGUUUUCGUCCAUCUCGCCGUCUGUUGUGCAGCGUGUGCAGCGUGUGCAGCGUGUGCAUGCUGCCACUGAGCUGGAGGCAGAAUUAUCCAGCUAGCUGUCGUGUCGUCUGAAGCUUCCUCCACCCAGCGUCAGUCCCCAUGUUGUUUACUCUAAAUGUGAAUUUGUUUUUGGAACGCUUGAUGAAAUAUUCAGGCUCAGUGUUUGCCUCCGGAUCACGUUCUGCCUGCAGCUUCAGAGCUGAGACAUAACUCCAUCGACAGAAAGUCAGUCAGCACUUUUGUUUGAGUCGCUCUUCAAGCAAAAAUGCAAAACAUUCCCAGUUCCAGCUUCUUCUGAGUGUUUCCUUCUUUUCUGUGUCGUGUGUGACAGUGACACUGGGUAUCUUUGGACAAAUGGAGCACAGUGGAGACACUUGUGACUGCUGUUUUCACUGCUUUCUCAAUUUGGUCCACCAGAUGUUUUAUCGAUAACAGUGAUGGGUGGAAAUCGAUUCUUUAUGUCCAGUAUGAACCGGCUCAGACUGUCGAACCUCCCAGUGAUCAUGAACCCCUCUCCAGUCGAGAUCUUAGGAUAGUGAAGGAAUGACCCUCCCUGCGCUCCCUCUGAUUGUCUGGUACUCUUUGCCUUUGUUGGUUGGACUGGUGAGGGUUAGGCUAAGAGUGUCAGGGUGAGCUGAUCAGAGGCAGAGUGACGCAGAACAUCCCAAAUUCACCACCAGCCAGGGCCGAUGGUGCAUUCACUUGCUCCUCAGAUGCUUGUCCUUCCAAUUUCAGUAUGUUCAUGAGCUUUAGGGCUGCGUUCAGAUAUCUUUUCUUUUUCUUUCCAAUAAUCAGAUCGGAUUUGUGCGUCCAGACAUCACCAACCUCUCUGUAUGGGUUGCUGUGGUAACAACGUAGAGGUCAUUGAUUAUGUAGCUGGUUCCAGCUGGUGUUGUCCUCUUUAGCACUCUGUUAGCAGCAGCAUGGAUCUGCUCAAAGACACUUUGAAAUCCGAUCCAGACUGAGACACAUCCGUAAACACAGAUUGGAAUUGGAGUCAACCACCUCCAAAUGUGGUUUGGAUCAGAUUUUAAAAACUUCAUGUGGUUGUCUUGUUGUCUCGACUUCCCAGAAUCAGUCUGGAUGUGCCAAAACACAAUUUGGGCUGACAGUCUGAACGAGGCCUCAAUUACGAUGUGUCGAACAAAACAACAACAGCAGAGGAAACAGAUCAGCUGAGACCUGAAAUGUGAUUAUUAUUCCGACACCACAUGAAUGCAGCACAGGGCUGAGGAGGUCACUGGGACGUCGGCUACUUGCUCCUCAAAAGUGGAAAGCUGAAUCAAUGCAUUGAAAUCUUUGUUAGUGUAAAUGUAGAUGUGAUGACUGGGAGGUUGUGUUGAACGUGCACGUGCCAUAACGAGGUGUCACAGAGACACUGACACUGUGUAUUGCAAAAAUGAUCAGAACUCAAAAGGUCGGAGAGGUUCGACACAUUCACAUGAAUCGAUCGGAAGACACAGAAUUGAUCGACCCGUCACUGAUCGAUAUCAAGUUUAUCUCUAACUCUCAUCUUUAUCUCCUCUGCUCCUCUCGUCUCUCGUCUCUCCUUCACCUCAGUCACUUCUCAGUCAGGUGUUUUUUAAAAAAAGGUUGGUGUGGAUAUUGUUGCCAUGGCUGACAUCUUGUACCUUUCAGCAGUUAUAUAACUCCACAUCACGGCUCUGUAUUUAUUAAUAGUGUUUGACUCUGCUGUUUAUAAUGUGGCCAAACUGUCAGACUCAUGCUGAGUGCCAUUCAUGGAGGAGGAGGAGAAGAAGAGGGGAGGUCUGAUUCAUUCUGUCAACCUCAGAUAAACACUGAUGUUUCAUACAUGUGAGGACACUCAUCAGAUUUGAUCCUGGAAUCUUACAUUUAGUUUUAUCUCACACAUCAACAGCUCUCCUUCACAUUUAUCUCUAACUGGAAAUCUUUUUGCGUCCCAGUAUCAUUUGAUGUCACACAGUCCCCUAAAUGCACCGUUUAUAACAAUCAUUUAGCACAAAUGUCACCAGACAGUCCACCCUGCCUCUGUUCUAGAGCUUCUUCUUAAUCCUUAUCAAAUUUCCCUUCAUCCUUUAAUUUGAGGUCAAGAUUGAACUUUGAGGGGCGCCCGCUAGUUCAUCUGGUAGAGCAGGCGCCCCUCAAAGUGUACAAAGGCUGCGUCCUCGUCGCAGCAGCUGCAGGAUUGAUUCCACCUCACACUCACUAUAUCUGUCCUGUGAAAUAAAGGUAAACAGCUCAAAAAAAUUAUUAAAAAGGAACUUUCAGUUUCAAAUGUGUGAAACAUGUGCGUGAGAGCUGAAACAAUUAGUCGGUCAAAAAGGAAAUAUUCUAAUAGUUGAUUCAUCUCCAUCUUUAAAGCUAAAGUGUCAAAUAUUUUCUGCUUCCAUCUUCUCAAAUGUCAAGACUGUUAUUCUUUAACAUAUACGACAUUAAAUUAAAUCAAUUUGAAUUUUUGGACAAAAGCAUGUCGCCAUCGACUGUCAGAUUUUAUAUUUUUCACUAUUUCUGACCAUUGUCCCGCUGCUCCACAGACUGAGGCUAACGCCAGUAACUGUGCUCAACAAAAUGUUUUGACUGUUCAGCCAGAUGUGUUUUACAAAUACUCGUAUUAAAUGGAUCCUCUUAAAGUAGUUUUUAUGCCUAAAAAUCAUGAUCAGUGAUUUGACCUUUGACCUCAGUGAUGCACUAAAACUGUAUUCACUAAUUUAACUUUAACAGCGGUGCUGCUGAUGUGAAGGCAAAGUGCAGUUUUUAUUUUUAUUAGAUUCAUUUUAAUUUCAUUUACAGACGUCUGUUUCAAGUUUAAUUUUGUUGUAACAUUCACGUCAUCAGGUUUGAACUAAAUUAGGACUCCUUGGCAUCAAUCAUCAUCUUCAUCACUGAUCUUGCUCUGGCAGGGGUGCCAAACUACGGCGUGUGGCCAAUCUGAGACCUGCUUUUAAGAUGGCCAGUGUCUCUUUUUUUUGUUGAAUAAACUAGAAUACGGCAUGAGAAUAUUUCCAAUAAAUCACUCUGUGUGUACAUUUCACAGCCGCGUUUUAACACAAUGUUGCUGUCACCUUGAGCAACGAGGCUAACAGCUCCGCCACUGCAUGUCGUGAUUCCAACACUAGUUCAGUUUUAUUUAUAAAGCCCAAUAUCACAGAUCACAAUUUGCCUCACAGCUGAUCAGGAGAAACUCCACAAGAAACCCUUUAACUGGGAAAAUGAUGUCGCUACUUCACCCACACUGAUUGACUUCUAGUCCAUAACAACUUAGACCUCAGUAAACGUGUUCAUGGACCUGAAAAGACGCAGGAUUGGGAAAUACUUUUGUGAUAUGACCAGUAACCUGCUGUGAUGUCAGAUAUGAAACUGUUCAGUGGUGUCGUGUCGUAACUUUGAUAGUAAAUUAAUUUUCUGGUCCACAAACAUUGAUUUUCUUGCCGUGUUCCUGGUUGGAAACUGUUCAUUUAUUUGACCUGUAACCUCUUAAAUGUUUCUGUACGUGUCCUACAGUCAAAGACGUUUGGCCCCUGUGCUGAGGUCUUUGUCAAGUUAUUAUUUUAUCCAUAAUAUAUUAUGUUCUGAUACAACACGACCCCAACAGAAUCUCUAGUAAUAUUAUUACAUCUACAGUGUUACACAACAUGUGACCAUCUGAAAUAAACUGUUUUUAUAUUUUCAGUCGUCCACACUGAUUCACACUGGUCCACACUGGUCCACACUGGUCCACACUGGUCCACACUGGUCCACACUGGUCCACUUCCACCAGUGGGCCAACCUAAAAACAGAUGAGUGUUCUCAGCACAGGCUGUACGCUCUCCUUACACAGUAUGGCUGGAUGUGGUGUGUAAGACAGGCAGUUCUUCACAGCCUCCACCUUGACAAACUCUCCAAGGUCCUCCCUUCCUCCUCCUCCUCCUCCUCCUCUUCACCUCCCCAUGUGUUGUCACCUCUCACUUACAUCAAAGAGCAGCAGCAGGAUCUCCAUGGCACUGGUUAGCAUGGAAAUGACUGGUUCCCCUGGUGACGGCUCUCUGAUGCUCGAGUGAAAGUCACCUCGUCGUCCUGCGUUCACGGCGGCAGAAUACCUCUGUUAAAGCAGCAGUGCAUGCCUGCGGCCAGCUGUCCUCUACAAAAUACUGUUUUCAUUUAUGCCCAUGAACGCCUCGUUUCUGAAUGUAAAUAAAGCAUGAGAUAUUAUGGCCUGUUUUCAUUUAUACUAUGAUUAGAGUAUUACACAAAGGGUUAAUAUUUAAGGUAGGUCAACUGUUUUUCUGUUUUUUUUUUCUCGUCCUUGAGCUCAUGGUCUUUUUUUAUUUUUUUAUUUCUCUCAAUGUGAAUGAAGGAAAUGGCUAUAUUUAACGCUGUCGUACGCUGUUGUGUUUUAGAGACUCGAGCCGGCUCAUACGAAUCUUUUUACACGUAGAGGUCUGUUCUGAUCCAUCUCAGUGUUUUUUAGACUGGUGCAGGUAAGGCAAUGUUCAUCUAAUGCUACACACACAGUGAGCUUCACGUGUCACUGCCUUGUUAUAACUCACCAAGAAAUGUUGUCUGUGAGCUUCUCACUUUGGGAGGCAUAGAAAGUGAAAAUAAAAGUGUUUUGAAAGGUUCAA
Messenger RNA from Epinephelus lanceolatus (giant grouper), 12119 nucleotides. RefSeq names its product PH and SEC7 domain-containing protein 1-like. Gene Ontology annotation, molecular function: phospholipid binding; guanyl-nucleotide exchange factor activity; protein binding. Gene Ontology annotation, biological process: regulation of ARF protein signal transduction. NCBI's taxonomy places the organism in Eukaryota, Metazoa, Chordata, Actinopteri, Perciformes, Serranidae. The record is from RefSeq and is a predicted model, not a curated record.